Molecule: messenger RNA, 600 nt
Organism: Dromiciops gliroides (monito del monte)
Lineage: Eukaryota; Metazoa; Chordata; Mammalia; Microbiotheria; Microbiotheriidae
Gene: SMIM11
Product: small integral membrane protein 11
Exons: 4
Coding region: 236-421 (61 amino acids)
Source: RefSeq, a predicted model, not a curated record
GUUCGAGUAUUUUAGGCAUAGGGGACAGCCAAUGAAAAUACAGGAGUCCGGAGUUGGCUUGUAUUGUGGGAGGAACCGCAAGGAGGUCCGCAUUUCUGGAAAGAGGAGUACAGAGGGGGGUAAGGUGUCAGAAAACUGGAAAGAUAAGUGGGUUCUGCCUCCUUUUCCUUGCUCUGCUUCCUUUAUUCUCCCUUGGUGACCUCCAGCCAGGAGCAGUUUCAAAAAGUGAUCCAACAUGUGGGAGCCCUCCUGGAAGGGUUUGGAAAACAUUCCUCUUCUGAUCUAUAUUUUGAUUGCAAAAUCUAUAAUUCUUUGCUUGGCAUUUUCUGGAGCCAAAAUGUGGCAGAAGAAAAGACUGGAUGCACAAAGGCAACAAGUGGAGGCCAUGAAGAAAAAAACAAUUGAGAAGAAAGAUGAAUGAUGUGUCUCACAAAGAUUUUACAAACUGUCUGGUGGUCUGGAUAGACUCCAAUUCUAGGAGUUUGCUGUGUGUCAAGGGAAUAUGUCCCCCCCUGUAACUUUAACUUGAAACCAUAUGUAAGUUUGCAUAUGCUCUAAUAGGAAUUGGCAUUAAUUAAUAUAUUAAAAUGGUUUUCUCAA